Messenger RNA from Torulaspora delbrueckii, 255 nucleotides. It is a transcript of the gene YOS1, whose product is annotated as Yos1p. Gene Ontology annotation, biological process: endoplasmic reticulum to Golgi vesicle-mediated transport. The transcript has 3 exons. The record is from RefSeq and is a predicted model, not a curated record. Lineage: Eukaryota; Fungi; Ascomycota; Saccharomycetes; Saccharomycetales; Saccharomycetaceae. Gene Ontology annotation, cellular component: endoplasmic reticulum membrane; Golgi membrane; COPII-coated ER to Golgi transport vesicle. Bases 1 to 255 code for a protein of 84 amino acids.
AUGUUCUUUGGGCUAGGUAGACUGUUUUACGUGAUACUUUUACUUAUCAAUGCAGUUGCUGUGCUUAGCGAAGAGAGAUUUCUGAUAAGAAUCGGAUUAGGGAGAAGCAGUAAUGAUGGGCCUGCUUUUGGUCAAGAAGAAAGUUCUACAAAAUCUAAAGUUGUUCAGCUCAUCGGGGCUGUUCAAACAUUGUUGAGAAUUCCGUUGAUUGGAAUUAAUAUACUGGUUAUCGUAUAUGAAUUGUUACUAGGUUAA